Carassius gibelio (silver crucian carp) is the source of this 5971-nucleotide messenger RNA. Its product is annotated as bone morphogenetic protein 10. Lineage: Eukaryota; Metazoa; Chordata; Actinopteri; Cypriniformes; Cyprinidae. Gene Ontology annotation, biological process: SMAD protein signal transduction; BMP signaling pathway. The record is from RefSeq and is a predicted model, not a curated record. The transcript has 2 exons. Bases 1742 to 3223 code for a protein of 493 amino acids. Gene Ontology annotation, cellular component: extracellular region. Gene Ontology annotation, molecular function: growth factor activity; cytokine activity.
CAUGCCUUCGGUGUAAGAGACCUGGGUUCGAAUCCACUGUGACACACCUAUGUAUCCCUGAGUAAGACACUUAACCCCUAGUUGCUCCAGAGGCGUGCGACCUCUGACAUAUAUAGCAAUUGUAAGUCACUUUGGAUAAAAGCGUCAGAUAAAUGUAAAUAUAUAAAUUUUAUAUCUGUCUAAUUUUUUAAAUCUUUUUUUAUGAACUACUCCCUUAACCCUUUGCCUGGACAUCUAUAGAACAGUGCGGAUGAAACCUUAUUUUAAAGGCAUGAUUUAUAGACCUUCAGAAGUCAUGUAAAUUAACAAAACUAUAAAAGGAUGUACAUUUUUAUAUAAAUAUUUUAAUGUACAUUCAAACAUGCCAUUGCUAUUGAAUAGCAUUGGAGUCAAACUGUUUGAGAACAACAGCUCUAAAUCCUCUGCCAGUUUACAGGGAAGACAGAAUUGGAUCAGAUAGGAUAAAGCUGAUCUUAGGUGAGUAUUGGAAGGAGAAACUCUUCUUGACUCUCGUAAUUAUUUCUACACAGUUUUGCAAAGUGGGGAUGUAUUUGAAGUUCAGUGUAUGACGUCUUUCUAUUGGAUACUGACAUCUUGAGCCUCUGGAGACAUUUUCCAUUGCCUGCAGAGCUUUGUCAGCCCCUCAGAGUAGGUGAUAAGGGCUUCCCUCCACUUCCGAAUGAGCGGUUUGUUUUUGCCUGUAAGCUCAGAAGCUCUUCAGCAGGCACCCUACUGCUCACCCUACAGAUGAUAAGAUGCUCCAGAAGUCAGUGGAAAUACAAACAAAAUACUCACAUGCACGAAUUUCAGUAGGUUUUGUUUGUGUUGGGGAAAAAAGUAAUCUGUCUUCAAUUUGAGAAAUGCAUUUAUUUCCCAUAGGGGAAUGUUUGACUUUCAAGUAUUCGUUUCAUUGCAAUUGAUGCUUACAAACCUCAUACAGUUACACAGAGAUUCACAGAUAAUAGCUUUGUAAUGGCAAAAAGUGGCUGCUUUCAGUCUACCCUGCAACCUCUCACACCUCAUUUCAUUUCAAUUUCCGUCCCCGCAGAUAUUUAUCCUCUCGCUUUUUCAAGGAUACAGAGGCACUCUUCAGACGUUUGUCAAAAAGAAAUGGUCAAUGAACUUAAAGUCCCAACACAUAGGAAAUCAUAAGAAAAACAAAUAAACACUAGGCCCAAAAUCUGCCCUGGCUCACCCACCCAAACAAAGGAAGGGGCUUCUGCACGUAUCAGAGUGAUGUUUACAAAAUCCUCAUUAAGGAAAAGAAAGCAGAUAACGGUGGACACACACACACACACACACACACACACACACGCACACUGGGACACCACAAACACUAAAAACGCAGAGCUUCCUAGUUUGUUGAUAAGAGAGAGAGAGAGAAAGUAAGGAGAGCGAGAGAGAGAGAGAGAGAGAGAGAGAGAGAGAGAGAGAGAGGAAAAAACAUUUGAAAAGAGAUGCCACAGAGGGACAUCACUUUCACGUAGUGAAACCACCCUCUAACGUUUCAGACAUCAAAAGGUGAGAAGAAGAACAAAUGCUCAGAGGUCAGGAAUAGAGACACUUUAAUGCAGUGACCAGUCUGCGGCUACACAUAAGAACCAAAACAGCAUAGAACGGCUUUACUUACCUACAUUCUGCACUGGAGAGACCACUGACCUUCCAUCCAGAAGAAAGGGCUGAGUUCUUCAAAUUAAAGGCAUUUGUCUCUGGAUCCCUAGAUCUAGAUUUCGCUUACAUCAUGGGUCUCAGCAGGAAUUACUUUUGGAUUACAUGUUCAUCCAGCACAUGUGUUUUAUUGGCCCUUUCCCUGCUCUUCUGGGGGCCCUUCUGUGCACAGAGUAGCCCUAUCGGCUCCCCAGAGAGGCUCCGCACCGCUCCAGGGCUGGAUGACGGACAUGGAGGGGUUCUGGAUCCUUCACUUCUGGAGCAGGACAGUGAUGUAGACAUGCAGAGCUUGCUGGAGACCCUGAAGGGACAAUUUCUGCGCACAUUUAACCUGACACGUCCUGGCCCCCCUGUGCAUCCAGGGGCCACUCGAAUAGAGCCCCCUGAGUACAUGCUGGAGCUAUACAACCGCUACGCCAAUGACCGAACAGCAAUGCCUUCUGCAAACAUUGUACGCAGCUUUAAAAAUGAAGACGCUUCCCCAUACAAUGUGGGACCUAGUGGGGUGAGACGACACCCACUUAUCUUCAAUGUGUCUAUCCCAAAUCACGAGAGAGUCACCGCAGCUGAGCUCCGACUGUACACUUUGGUCCAGACUGACCGCAACAAAUACACUGGUGUUGACAGAAAAGUGACCAUAUAUGAGGUCAAACAGAUUGAAACGAACAGCAGUCAGCAAAUAGGUGUGGACAAUGUUGAUGGAGGGAAUCAAACCACGCAAGAGGAAGAAACAGAACUAGUGGAGUUGGCAUCUCGACAGGUUUACGGUACAGAUAGCGGGUGGGAAUCCUUUGACAUGACCGCUGCGGUGCACCUUUGGAGGAAAUCAGACUAUGGCACCACCCACAAACUGGAGGUCCACAUAGCCAGUUUGAACUCUCAGAGUUUGACAGCAACUGAAGGUAAGGAGGAUGGCACCGCCAGAGGAGGGAACAUGGACAUUGACACCAGCCCCGAGGACAAACACAAACCCUUAAUGAUCGUCUUCUCUGAUGACCAGAGCAUAGACCACCGCGGAGACCAACGAGAGCUCAAUGAGCUGAUCCAGCAUGAGACCACUGGGCCUGGUGUUCAAGACAACCUUGACCUAGAACUGACUGGUAUCUGGGACAACCUGGGAGUUAUGGGACGAAAAGAUGGGAAUGAGGAAGAGGAGCAGAACGAGGAGGCUCUCCUACAGAUGCGCUCCAACCUCAUCUAUGACACGGCAUCUAGAAUCCGACGCAAUGCCAAAGGCAACCAGUGUAAAAAGACCUCUCUCUAUGUGGACUUCAAAGACAUCGGCUGGGACAGCUGGAUCCUAGCGCCCUCCGGUUAUGAAGCCUUCGAGUGUACGGGGACGUGCAUGUACCCUUUGACCAAACACGUUACACCUACUAAACAUGCCAUUGUGCAAACUUUGGUCAGUCUGAAAAGUCCACAAAGAGUAUCCAGGGCUUGUUGCGUUCCCACUGAACUGGAUCCCAUCUCCUUGCUCUACCUAGAUGAUGCAGGUGUGGUGACAUAUCAGUAUAAAUAUGAAGGUAUGGUGGUAGCGAAGUGUGGAUGCAGAUAGUAUUUAAUGGACAUGGAGAAGUGGGGUGAAUCUGGGCCACAAGCUUAGAGUUUGGAUUGGAAAGAGACUAAAAGGCAGUCAUUGUCUACGACUAACAUUCCAAGUUUCUUCCAAAUGGCAGUGGAUGAGCUCUUACUCCCAACCUUAACAGCGUUAGCAGGAGUCAUGUAAUCAGUUGUGGAAUCAGCCAAUUCUGGAGCCACGUGACGAGGGGCCACAAUGCAGCAUUUAGUGGGAACGGUGACCAUUUCAUCCCUGCUGAACAAGGAUUGGGUGGAACAUAAGACAAUAAUUGAACCACUGACACGCCUCAAGAUCAGCCGGGAUAUCUUAUCAGUAAAGACUGAAGUUUAAGUCAGAGAUUGUAUCAACUCCAACUCGUUACAUACUUGGCCAUAUCGUUUGCGUCAGCAGAGUCCUCGCUAAGUGGGUGUUUCGUAAAGAUGGCAGCGAACUCAAGCACCACAGGGUCAGUCCAGUGACAUUACAGAGACAAGAAGCCUGUGAAACGGCCUGUUCCCAGUUUCCACAAAGCUCAGUAUCGUAUCUGUCGUGACUCUGCCAAGUCAAUAUGCAGCUUCCUGCCUAACAGAAUGCAUUUGAUAUGAACUGUCCAAGUUGAAGUAAAGUGUUUAUCAGAAAAGUCUUGUAAACGAGGGGUAAGACAAACCAGAAUGGACCAGGCUGGACUUUCGAAUGUGCCUGAGAACAACUCUUUCUCUGGAUAUCCGCAGUCUUACGACAAUGGGUUUCAUUCAUUAACCAGUCAUAUACAAAUUUGUGUGUGAAAUCUGCAUACAGUUUUUUUAAGGACAAAUCAUUAUUCAGCUUUGCAUUUUGUGAUUAAAUUCUUGGUGAUUUAAUGAAAACAUUGGGAACAACUAAAACAACACACCAGCAUUGAUACAAUUUUAAUUUAAAAUGUAUUUUAAUAGGUUCCAUCAUAUAGAGUAAAAAGUAAGAAAAGUACAUUAAGUUUCAAGGUUUUUCUUAACAACAACAACAAAAAAACAUCUGUACUUAUGUACAGCUGACUAAUGAGAGGUUUGUAAUCUGGGUCUAUACAAAGGUGUCUAUUAUAUUUGAACUGGAUUUGAGUUUUUAAUGGACAGGUUGUGCAGAAAGCUGUUGAUGGUUUGGCCAUGUUCUGUGUAAAUUAGUAUAAAAAUUAGAUGGAGUACAAGAAGAAUGUCAUGUGCAUAUGUACGUGUUAUGCAACGGCAUUCUCCUGUGUGUAUAAAAAACAAUCCAUGCAAUUAUUAAUGAAUAAAACCCAUUAUUUCAGUGCAAAACCUAAGCAAUAAACAGAUGAUCAUAAAAGAGAGCCAUCAGAAAAGGACAGUAUGAACUUCUGAAAUGUCUCAAAGCAAUUAAGCUGUUUUGAUAUAUAGCAUUUUCUUGGGCCAAUUAUCUUUUCUACAGUAACAUUUCUUCCUACUGAAACCUUGUCCGCAUUUGACCAUGGAAUUCAUUCACUAAUCAGCAUGUCACUGCAGAGUUGUGAGAAUGGGACAGUUGACAAAGGAUGCAUGCUGUAGAUCUUAGUCUGUAUUAGCGACAGACGGCAUCAACAAGGGGGAUACUGGGGGCUCAACCCCACCCGCUCCACAUGCCGUGCGAGCUGCGCUUCCACCCCGAAGCACAGCUUUGAUAAGAAGGUGUCAGGACUGAAAAACAUGUGUGUGUGGACCAAAGACAAUUCCAAGCUGAUUCCUGGGAAUGAGAAGCCAGUUGGCAGUUGUAUAUCAUAUCUACUUUUUGACCCCAGUUUACCCUAAAGCGAAGACACAUCAUUUACUCCCCAUUGCUCUUCUCCUGCAGUCUUCCAUCAUUCUUCUUCUCCUUUUGGACCCUUAUCGCCGUUAGGGCAGGAGGAUGAAUGGAAACUGUUUUGCAAGGUCAUGCCACCCACAGAUAUCCUUCACAAGACUUUUCAACCUGAUAAUAUCUUCCAGGAUUAUUCCCAUGCCUGAUGAAUACUUUGCAUUACUGACUUUGAUGUUAACUUUACUCUUGUUGAAGUACAAAAUGUGUUCUGCUGCUUUGAAUAAUUAUAAAGCUUAUUUAUUGAUUAAUUUAUUUGUUUUUAUUAUUAUUUAGGUGAUUUUGUAUAGAAAUACUGUACAUAUGACUACAUACACUAUUCACAGUAUAUGAUACUGUAUGAUGUUGUUGCGCAAAGAAUAUGGGUAUUCAAGUAUAUAAAUUAAUUUAAAAAAAAAAUAUUAAUUGUAAUAAUUUAUCAUUUUCUCAUUUAGUAUGUGUUAAAAUACUCAGUGAUGUUGUAUGUGCUUUAAUCAACCGCUUUUCAAGCACUGACGUCUUGUUUGGAUUUGUGUAUAUCUUUAAAUAGUUUGUUGAUCCUCUUGUCCCUUGCACCCAAACACUGCAUAACUUCUUAACCAGAUAUAUUUAGCAACGAUCAAUCCAGAGCUCGCUGUUUAGACAUGGGGUGUGGGAGCGAUUCACAAAUUUAACUUCCCAUUGAAGACCAGCAGCUCAAAGGCCCAUAGUUUACAAGUGUCAAGCAGAUCCACGUCCAUGGGAAGCUGACUGGAAACUAACGACCACACAGGCUCAUCUGCUCUGCAGCUUGAAACUGUGCAGAUGUAUUUGCUUCUUUUUUAGGGUUUGGGGUGGGGGGCAUAGGAAGUGUUUAGCUUUAUUCUCUAUAUAUUUAAGAUGUGAAGUUGGUAAUUGUCAGUUGCUGUUGUAAAACAAUGUAUUUUGCCAUGUACAAACGCACAG